GAUUAACAAUAAAAAAGAGAGUAGGAAGGCACAUCGAUGUUAAAUAUGGUAAGAGAUCUAUCAAUUCUAUUUUCACAUGCAACCUACUUCAGCUCGAUCCCUUCUUUCGAGUGGCGGCAAAGCAGGACAAAAGUGCGAUUGCGCGAUCGUCGAUAGAACUAAUCAUGACUAGAAUAUUUUCCGUAAAGUGCUUACGGUCAAUUUACCGAUUGACUGGAAUACAUGCGUACAUACGUAUGGAAAAAUAAUGUUCAGAAUCGUAAAUUGUGAAAGAUUGUUAUUGUAAACCGUGUAGGACGUAGGGUAGUAGAAAAUAGAUUCUAAAAGCUUAGUGUUCCGUUGGUAGUGCCGUUAUUGGGUGGUGAGUCUAGAGCGCGCACUCGGGAAGUCAUGUCGAAAAAUACCGAGCGAAGGCGAGGAUAACCGAAUUAAACCGAAUUAAGCCGAGUCAUAUGCGAGAUCGUGGCGCGAGGGAGCGACCCACGAGUACCCACGAGCUCGCAACGUCCGCGAGUGAGAGAGCCACCGAGGAUCGUUCUUCUUCGUGCUCCUUCGUCACGACGCACGAUCGAUCGGGCUUUAUGGAGACCCUCGAGGCGAGCCACGCGUGCCGCCUAUGCGGCAACAAGUCCGGUAUCUCCAUAAAUAUCUUCGACAAGAAGAAGAACCACAUCAGAAAGAUCAACGCCGUUCUACCGAUCAUGGUGCAUGAAAUGGAUUUAUUACCGAAGUUGAUGUGUCAUUUGUGUAGCUUCAAACUCGAAGAAUUUUACAAAUUUUAUUUGAAUUGCUUGAAAACGGACGCACAUUUAAAAAGCCAAUUGUCCUGGAUGAAGAAAAAAGAAGAAUCGAAGGAGAGAAUCGGUAUACCUAUGGUUCAAAUAAAAAAUGUCAAGAUCAAGGUCGAACCGAUCGAUUACGAAAUGUAUGAUUUGGAUCCGAUCGUUAAGAAUGUCAAUUACAUAGAUUCAAUGAAAUCAAGAACAUUUCCCAUGAAUAGAUCAUCAAGGACAUGUGGAAUUCGCGAAAAGAUGUCAUAUAAAACUUAUUGCCAAUGUUGGUGCGAUAAAAAAAAUCAAAGGGAACGGUCGAUAUCGAACGAAUAUAAAAAAUCUUGCGCUACAAAGAAAUCUACAAAUGAUGAAACAAACGUGGAAACUAGAACUGUUGCUGAUGAUUCAUUGGAAAUCAUUAGAAACGAUAUUUUACCUAGUCCCUAUUCCAAAAGAAUUUCUAUAAAUAAUUUAUCUGAACGAAAGAACGAAAUGAUCGGCACGAAUAUAUCUCGGGAUAACGAUAAAAUCUAUAGAAAUCGUCGCAUAAAAGGCGAGGUAUUAAGGAAUCCCUUGACCUGCAUUUUACGACCUAGAAAAAUUUCCGUUAAUUAUGUAGAAACAAGGAAGAAAUUACACAGUACCUUUAAAGUGCAUAACGGUGCAAAGUCAAGCAACGAUAUUCGUAGGACGAUGUCGUCCUUGGCUGAGGCAACAACGAGUAUUACACCAACGAUAAAAAUCGAGAAGGAGGAGGAGAUAGAAGUGGUGAAUGAAGAAGAGAAUGAGGAUACGAAAGAGCAAGGCGAAAAAGAAGAGAAGGAAGAGGAGGAGGAAGAGGAAGAUGAAGAAGAAGAAGAAGAAGAAGAAGAGAUGAAGAAGAUAACAAAUUUCGAAGGCCGUGCGUUGAGACCGCGUAAAGGAACGAUCAAUUAUAACGAAAGAAAAAGAAAAACUUUUGAUAAUUUGUAUCGGCCGUUAUCGCACAAUAUUAAUCUUGUCAAUGGUAAAAAGCAAAAACUUGAAAACGUUACACGCGAGUGGAGAUUAGCGAACGAGAAGACGAAACAAAAGACAAAAUUCAUGGAAAAGAACGUUAAGGUGAAGAUAAAGGAAGAAAUCAUCGACGAUCUCGAAAAUAUGAUUGUUGAUAAUUCCGAGAAGAAUAAAACGCGUAAAUCGGUUAAAAAUUCAUCCCUUAAUAUCGACGAUAUAUCCCAAAAAAUUGUUCCGAAAACAACCGAAUCAAAAUUCAUACCUACAACGAGUCAUUUACGAGAAUCCAGGGAUAGUUUACAUUUGUCUAAUAAAUUAGAAUCCUUGCCAAAGGUAUUAAGCAAAUCUAAUAAAAUAGUCGCGAAAUGUAAGAAGAGUUUACCUAUGGUAAGCCAAUCGUUAAAAUAUUUAAGGAGUCACAAUUUUUAUCUUAGAAGUGGUAAAAUCAAGAAAUUCGCCGAUGUCGAUAUAUUACCAGAGACAACGAGACAUAAUGCGAAACAAGUCAACUCCCGAAAUAGUCUAAAAAUUAAGAAAGAUCUUUCAAAUAUCGAUGAUACUUCUUUUUCUAGUACAAAUGUUCCUUCAUCUGUUAAUUUGAAACAUUAUUGCGAACGAUGUAAUAUAAGCUUCGCAAACAAAGAACUUUACAAGUUGCAUACUUGUUACGGUUGAUCUCUUUCUCUCUCUCUCUCCUAUCUCUCUCUUUCUUUCUCUCUCUUUCUCUCUCUCUCUUUCUCUCUCUCUUUUUGUUUUUCCUUUUUUAUUUCCUAUUAUUUUGUCUUUUCUCUUCUUUUUAUUAGGUACGAUGAUCUCUUCCGUUUAUUCAUUUUUUCUUUCUUUUUCUUUUUCUUCUUAUUUUGUAUUAUGAUAUAGCACAAAGGUUAACGUAUUUCUCAUUACCCAUAUGUUGUACACGUAUACCACACAACUCGAUCGAGCACGCACGUGCGUGCAUGCGCGUGCGCGUGCGCGUUAACAUUUUUAUUAAACUAUCUAAGAGUUUGUAUAUACGGAGAUUAAUAUUGACAUAUCGUGUGUUAAAAAGAGAUAUAUUCAUCAAUAGAUUAUGAUAAAUGCGUAAGGCCAAAGCAAUUGUAAAGUUGAUUUUAAAGAUAGUACCAUUAUAUAUAUAUAUUUUUUUUUUCUUCCUUUUUUUUCUAUUUUUCUUCUGAUUAAUAAGUCGUAUCUUAGAUAAUGAACGAUAAAUACGGACCAUACGUACAUAUAUUUUUUUUUUAUUUUUAUUUAUUUUUUUUUUUUUUUUUUUUUUUGUUUAAAGAUGCAGAUCAUUUACUAAUUACUACCAUUAUUAUUUCUACGUGCAGGAAAAUAUACAAACACGCACAUACAUACAUACGACAUAUAUACAUGCAACAUACAUACAUAUAUACAUAUAUACAUACAUACAUACUUGUUACUUGUUACUUGUUUAUCCGUAAAAUAUACGGACGUGAUACAAAUGUAAUGCAAUACGCUUAAGAAUAUAAAUAAGAGAUUCACAUAUCGCCUUUGUAAUUGAAAAAAAAAUAUAUAUGUAUAUAAAUAUUUUAUGAUAAAGAAAAGAUAUAAAAUAGAUUAUAUGAUUAAUUU
Messenger RNA from Vespa crabro (European hornet), 3362 nucleotides. RefSeq names its product MATH and LRR domain-containing protein PFE0570w-like. The coding region runs from base 453 to 2444 and encodes 663 amino acids. Gene Ontology annotation, molecular function: zinc ion binding. Lineage: Eukaryota; Metazoa; Arthropoda; Insecta; Hymenoptera; Vespidae. Gene Ontology annotation, cellular component: nucleus. The transcript is spliced from 2 exons. The record is from RefSeq and is a predicted model, not a curated record.